AUGUCUUACCGGGAUGGGAGGGAUCAGUGGCUGAUUCACGUGUCCUUCGUGAUGCCGUUUCUCGUCCAAAUGGGCUCAAAGUCCCCAAAGCCGUUAAAGGGAUGUUAUUACUUGUGCGAUAAUGGUUAUGCCAAUAGUGAAGGAUUUCUAACCCCUUUCAAAGGAGUUAGGUAUCAUCUUAAGGAGUGGGGGCCACAAAAUCAGAGGCCGACUAGUCCCCGCGAACUCUACAACAUGCGACACACGAUGGCACGGAACGUGAUCGAGCGUGCAAUUGCAGUAUUGAAGAUGCGGUGGGGUAUAUUGCGUAGUGCUAGCGUCUAUCCCAUUCAAACUCAGUCACGACUCAUUAUGGCAUGCUUUCUACUGCACAAUUUCAUUCGAGGCGAGAUGCGCGACGACCCCAUCGAGCAAGAAAUGGACUCCGAUGGAGUAGGGGGGCAGCCUGCGGACGGGAAUGAGCAGGACGAGGCCGACUAUGUGGAUACAAUCGAAUCUACACCAGCUUGGAACCAAAAGCGCCAAGACCUAGCUGACUUUAUGUGGCAGCAUCAGUAG
Molecule: messenger RNA, 558 nt
Organism: Salvia hispanica
Lineage: Eukaryota; Viridiplantae; Streptophyta; Magnoliopsida; Lamiales; Lamiaceae
Source: RefSeq, a predicted model, not a curated record